UCCUUCCCGGGCUCUCAGUUCACCUUUGUAACUGUCCCACCCUCCGGCGGAGCUGCGGCCCUAUUUGGGUACGAGAGAAGUGCCGCUGGACUCGCUCAGGGUCGCUGGCCUCCCGGCCACUCGGGAAGGUGUGAGGGCUGUCGCCUGGCUGAUUUCCCUGGGGCAGGCUCGCCCCUGCCCUGGUAGAGCCGGUAAUCCCUGCCCCUCCAUCAGGCCGCCCUUCAGUGGCUAUAGGUGGACUGAACCAGCUGGCGUGAGAGGAGUUGAGUGCAACGCGGCUGGUGCUAAAGGUAUUUGGAUACCGCUCCAUGCAGGGAGACCACCGGAUGAUACACUCUGCCAGCACCAAAUACCUCAUGGGAGAUGGCUUGGAGGAUCUCAACAAAACCAUGCUGGACAGCCUGUCCUUGGUUUUGCAGGGGCUCACGGGCCAGAGUCUGGAUGCUAAUUGCUGGCGUGAAGAUGGCCUCUUCCACUUCUGCUACAACGUGUUGUUCAAGGCCGGCUACCUGAGCUUAUUUGGCUAUACAAAGAACCAGGAGCAGGACCUGCUACAGGCAGAAGAGUUAUUUGUCCAGUUCCGCAAGUUUGAUCGCUUGUUCCCCAGGUUUGUUUAUUCCUUACUGGGGCCCCGGGAGUGGCUGGAAGUGGGCAGACUGCAGCGUCUCUUCCACAAGACACUCUCUGUGAACCACAACCUGGAGAAGAAUGGCAUAAGCAACUGGAUAUCCCACAUGCUUCAGUUUCUGAGGGAGCAGGGAACAGCCCCAGCCAUGCAAGACAAAUUCAACUUCAUGAUGCUCUGGGCCUCCCAGGGUAACACGGGGCCUACCUCCUUCUGGGCCCUUUUGUUUCUCCUAAAGCACCCAGAAGCCAUGCGUGCUGUGAGGGAGGAGGCCGCCCAAGUCCUGGGGGAGGCCAAGCUGAAGGCUAGGCAAUCCUUUGACUUUGAGAUCAGUGCCCUACACCACACUCCAGUGCUGGACAGCGUGAUGGAAGAGACACUGCGGCUUGGGGCUGCACCCACCCUCCUCAGGGUGGUGCACGGUGACCAUAUGCUGAAGAUGGCCAGUGGACAGGAGUACUUGCUCCGUGGUGGAGACAUUGUCGCUCUCUUCCCUUAUCUUUCAGUGCACAUGGAUCCUGACAUCCACCCAGAACCCACUGCCUUCAAGUACAAUCGCUUCCUCAACCCCAAUGGUAGUCGUAAGGUGGACUUCUACAAGGCAGGCAAGAAGAUCCACCACUAUACCAUGCCGUGGGGCUCGGGUGUCUCCAUCUGCCCUGGGAGGUUCUUGGCCAUCAGUGAGAUGAAGCUCUUUGUCCUGCUCAUGGUCACCUACUUUGACCUGGAACUGGUGGACCCUGAUAUACCUGUGCCACCUGUGGACCCCCAGCGCUGGGGCUUCGGCACCACCCAGCCCAGCUAUGAGGUGCGCUUCCGCUACCGCUUGCAUCCUACCGAGUGAGCUCUGCCAAGGUGGCCACAAGCCUGGCCAGGGAGACCCCAAGGGAGCCUCCUCUCACCCCUCUGAAGCCGCCUCACCCUUCCCUCUGGUUCUGUGAUAUCUCCUGCCUGUGUCCUGCUUGCCUUCCUUGCUCUCUGGCUUUCCUCUAGCUUCCUGAUAGGUUUGUCUUUUUCUCUUAAAAACAUCUCUCACAGUGGGUUCUGCAGAACCUUCCUCUCAUACGAAGUCCAGGGGAAGGGGGAAAUAUUUGAGAGAAACUUAGUUGGGGAAAUAAUGGCGUACCUUGACAAGUCCUGCAGUAGAGAAAGUGGUUACCAUGAGUAACACAGUGUCUUACAAAUGUUAACCUCCACCCUCCCACCUCACUAUCUUAUUUUCCUCAAUGCUUAUUCCACAUCCUGUGGAAUUCACAUUCAUCCAAAGAAAUACAAGGCAAGCCACGUGUGUAAUUUUUAAUUUCUUAGUUGACAUGUUUUUUAGAAGAUAAAAAGAAACAGGUGAAGUUCAUGUUUAUAAUAUACUUAACUUAGCCCAAUAUAUCAAAAUAUUAGCAUAUCAAUAUAAGAACAUUAGUAAAAUAUACAUAUAUAAGAAUAUUGUGAAAU
This is a messenger RNA of Hyaena hyaena (striped hyena), 2074 nucleotides long. Its product is annotated as 5-beta-cholestane-3-alpha,7-alpha-diol 12-alpha-hydroxylase-like. The transcript is spliced from 2 exons. The coding region runs from base 309 to 1469 and encodes 386 amino acids. Gene Ontology annotation, molecular function: iron ion binding; sterol 12-alpha-hydroxylase activity; heme binding. NCBI's taxonomy places the organism in Eukaryota, Metazoa, Chordata, Mammalia, Carnivora, Hyaenidae. The record is from RefSeq and is a predicted model, not a curated record.